AUGUCCGCCACCCUCACCCCGGCGCCCCCAAAACCCCGCCCCACCCCCUCCAAACGCGCCUCUACCGCGCUCCCGCGCCCGCCCGCCCUCACCGUCGACCCCAGCGCGCUGAUCGCGCAGCAUGCCGCCCUCGCGGGCCCGCACCCGAUCCUGGUCGCCGCGAACGUCGUGCUGCACCCGCACGCGCGCAUCAGCAGCCUGCACGGCAAGGUGCUGCUCGGGGAGGGGGUGUGCGUGGCGGAGCGGGCGGUUGUGGGCGUGCAGGGCGCCGUUGUCGGGGCGAGCGUGGGCGGGAUGGGCGCGGGCGGCGGGGUGGUGGUGGGGAAUGGGGUGUGCAUCGAGACGGGGGCGGUGGUGGAGGCGGGGGAGGUGGGGGAGGGGACGGUUGUGGAGGCCGGGGGGAGGGUGGGGAGGGGGUGUGUGGUUGGGAAGUUUUGCACGAUUACGGCGGCGAGUGUUGUUCCGCCUGAUACGGAGAUUCCGGAUUUUACGGUUGUGUAUGGCAUGGGGCUGCGGAGGGUGGAUACGACGCUGAAGGAGAGGGUGGAGUUGCAGGAGAUGAGGUUGUUGAUGCAUGCGAAGCAGAUUGAGGUGUUUAAGAAGUUGAUUCCGAAUAAUGUGGGGAAGUGGAUGGGGUGAGGGGGAUGGAGUGGGUCUCUGGACAUGGACAAAAAGGACGAGAGAUAGAGUGUAACAGAGAGGCAUGGAGGCUUGCGUGUCCUACGAGCAUAUGCACCUGAGGGAAGGGCUAUGAGGGUAGAGGAAGAUCACAGGAGACAGAAGCAUGAGGGCUGUAGCAGAGACUCUAGGCUGAUAUCAAGCACUAGAGUGCAGCGUGCAGGCCGUAUAUGAUCCCUACACCAUCAUAGUCUGCCGGACGAGGUCUAAGUCACGAUUCUAUUAGACUACUUGCGAGCUGCUGCACCAUCAUAAGCAUCUUCACGAUGAUUGUAGAGCUAGCUGAGUCCUUGCUACAGGACGAGUAGAAAGUAAAGGUGGCUCUCUCGCAAUUCCGGUGAGUUGAACUGCCGGU
Mytilinidion resinicola is the source of this 1033-nucleotide messenger RNA. Its product is annotated as trimeric LpxA-like protein. Gene Ontology annotation, molecular function: dynein complex binding. The transcript has 2 exons. Gene Ontology annotation, cellular component: dynactin complex. Gene Ontology annotation, biological process: mitotic spindle organization. Bases 1 to 639 code for a protein of 212 amino acids. The record is from RefSeq and is a predicted model, not a curated record. NCBI's taxonomy places the organism in Eukaryota, Fungi, Ascomycota, Dothideomycetes, Mytilinidiales, Mytilinidiaceae.